Molecule: messenger RNA, 498 nt
Organism: Acanthosepion pharaonis
Lineage: Eukaryota; Metazoa; Mollusca; Cephalopoda; Sepiida; Sepiidae
Source: the annotation of a GenBank genome assembly
AUGGCUGCUGUUGACUCUCACAGACAGGAAUUCUGGGAACGUGCCAUCUUCUUCCCAUUUCCCAUUGAAAUUCCAAUGGGGAUUUUCUUUCUUUUUUCUAUCUCUCUCUCUCCCUAUCUAUCUAUCUAUCUAUCUAUCUAUCUAUCUAUCUAUCUUAGUGUCUGUCUGUCUGCCUAUCUAUCUCAUCGUCUAUCUAUCUAUGUAUCUCUCUCUCUCUCUCUCUCUCUCUCUAUCUAUCUAUCUAUCUAUCUAUCUAUCUAUCUAUAUAUAUAUAUAUCUGUCAGUUUCUAUCUAUGUAUCAGUCUGUUUCUAUCUAUCUAUCUAUCUAUCUAUCUAUCUAUCUAUCUAUCUAUCUAUCUAUCUAUCCCAGUCUGUUCGUAUUUCUCAGACGUUAAACACAUUUAUCUUUCUUUCUUUCGUUCUUUCUUUUUCUUUCUUUCUUUCUUUCUUUCUUUUUUUCUUUCUUUCUUUCGCACAGAAACCAAACAGUAUAUCUGA